AUGUCUAGACCAGUUAAAGUUAAAACAACUGAAUCUUCUAGAAGACAUGCUUUCUCAUCAUUUAGAGAACGAGUAGAUUCAAUUAAAAUUGAACCUUCAAAGAAAUUAACUAAAAGAGCUCAUGAUUAUGUUGAAUCAAGUCAUUUCUUAACUACUUUAGAUCAUUGGAAAGAAAUCAAUUUAAGUGGGAAUUUCACUGAUUUCUUAGAUAAAGUAGAAUUAUAUUCUCAAUCAUUACCACAAAUUAUUCAUCAUCAAAAACUUAUAUAUGAUUCAUUAUAUCUGGCAAUUGAAAUAAAUGAUAUUAAUUCAAUUCAACCAUUAUUAGAAUUAUUAUCUCAAUUCAUUCAUGAUUUAGGUCCUGAUUUCUUACCUUAUUAUCAAUCAAUGUUGAAAUUAUUAACUAAUUUAAUCAUGAAUAUUGAUCCAAAUGAUUAUCAAAAUAAUAGAAAUAGUUCAAAUGCUUUUGAAUGGUCAUUUAAUACUUUAGCAUUUGCAUUUAAAUAUUUAUCAAGAUAUUUAAUUGAAGAUUUAAAACCAACAUUCACUACUUUAUUACCAAUAUUAACCAUAACCAAAAAGUUAUAUAUAUCAAGAUUUUGUUCAGAAGCUUUAUCAUUUUUAAUUAGAAAACUGAAUAACUUGAAAGAUAUUAUUAUAUUUACAUUAUAUGAUCAAAUUGAUCAUAUAAUGACUAUUGAUUCAUAUUGUGAUUCAUUAACCAUUUUAUAUAGUGAAUCAAUGAAAAAUACAAAGGGAACUUUCCAUUCAAAAUCAAAUCAAAUUUUUGCAACCUUAAUUGAAACAACCCUUUAUCAAUUGGAUAGCAGCAACCAUGAAAAGGCACAACCAAAGUUAAUUAGUAUCAUUUCUGAUAUCUUAUUGGAUAUCUUACAUCAUGGUACUCCAGAAUCAUGUGAUAAGUUUUAUAUAUUGGUUACCAAUUAUUUAAAUACUUUAUUGGAUAAAGAUUCUUCCAAAAUUGCUUUAUUAACAUCAUGUCAAAUCUUAUCAACCCUUGUAUUUGCUGAUUCAGGUAAAAAGAUAACCACUUGGCAACCAUUAUUAGAAACAACCGAUAAAUUAUCCAUUUUAUUACUUAAACAAACCAACAACGAUGCCGAAUUAUGUGAAUCAUAUGUUUAUUUAUUAACAAUCUUAUUCAGAAAUGCUGAUGUCCAGAAUUUAACUAAAUAUCAUAAACGAUUCUUUGAUUCAAUAAUCAAUUUAAACAAUGGUAAUUACUUUUUAACAUUUGCUCAAUCAAGUUUAAACAUAUGUAAACCGAAAGUAACAAAUUUUGGAUUAAAUAAAUAUAUUCAAGAAUUUAUUGAUAAAUUACAACCAACAGAUGAAUCUAAAUUGAUUAAAUUGACUUACUUUUUGCAGAAGAUUAAAGUAUCAAUUCCUGAUUUCCCUACUUCAUUCAAAUUCCCUUUACAAGUAGUUGAUGAGAUUAAUAAUCAAUUAUCAAGAGAUGUUUUAUCAAUUGAAGAAUCAGUUGAGAAAUUACAAGAUAUUUAUUGGAAAUUAUUAAUGUUAAAUCAAGCCCAUUCAUCUGUUAAUAUUACUGAAUCUGAAUUACUCGAUUUAUUAACUAAACUUGGUGAACCGUCAUAUACUUUCAAAUCGCACUUUUCUAAAGAAUUAGCUGCAGCAGUAUUGGCAAUCACAACCCAAAAGCUUGUGAAUAAUAAGAAUGAACAAUCAUGUUUACAAGUUUAUGAAUUUUUACAACAGCUGUUUGAAAGAUUUGCUACAUCAUCUACAUUUUUACAAGCCAUGAAUGAAUUCAUCAAAUCAACAUCUACUACUAUUCCAUCUCCUGAAAUCAUUGAAAGUUUAUUAAACCAAGCUGUUACCUGUUUACAUCUCCCUAGUCAUACAUCCAGAUCUAAUGCUAUACAAGUUAUAAUCUCAUUAUUAUCCAUCUCAAACACAAACUCAACUUGUAUAGACACAAUCGGCACAAUCGAAUCAGUCCCAUUAACUAUCCCAAACGCAAGAGAUAUCACAUUACGUAUCCGAACCCUCUGUCAAGAAUUUCUGAAACAAAUCAACAACCCUCUGGAAUUAGAUAAAACAAUAAUCAUCAAUUAUUUAUUCGGAUUAUUAUCCAAUAGAUUCAUGCCAUGUUGGGAAGGUGUUUGGGAAGGAUUACCCUUGCUUGUUCAACUGUGUCGUUUAGAGAUUUGGGAAAUUGGAUCCAGGUUAUUAUCUAUGGAUUAUACCAAUCAAGACCAUGACUUUAUGGGAGGAGAUAGUGAUGCUUUUGAAGAUGAAGCUAAUGGAUUGAAUGAAUGGCAACCGAGAAAUCCUAGGGCUUUGGGGAAUUUUAUUGGGUUUGAAAAAGAACAUCUUGGGAUAUAUAGAAAUAUUCAAGUCUCGUUGAUUGAAUUGGUGAGAUCACAAUGUGGGAAUAAUAUUUAUGAAGAUUUAUUAAGAAGUAAUAUCUUGACUGGAUUUGGAAAAGUUAUUAAUGUGGUUGAAAAACAUGCCGAUGAUUUAAUUCCAUUACUUAUUCAUAAUAAUAAUGAUGAAUCAUCAUCUCAAACUUGGUCAUUAAAACAUAGAAAUGAAUUAUUGGCCCUUUUUGUCAAAUUCAAGAAAUUAAACAAAGCAAAACUCGCUACUGAAUUAUAUGACUACUUGUUCAAUCAUCUUUUAUCCAGUCAACAUACAAAAAUCCAACAACUUGCACUUGACGUCUUAUUCAACUAUAACAAACCCGAAAUUGUGAAAUAUAGAGACAAUCUCAAAAACCUCCUCGAUGAAACCAUUUUCCGUGACGAAUUGUCCAAAUUCCUUUCUCAAGAAUCUUCGAUCAUCGAAGCCAAUGAUAAAAGAGCAGUCAUGUCAUAUGUUGUAAGAAUCUUAUUUGGAAGAGUUCAAGGAUCAACCAAGAGUAAUUCCAAAUCGGGAAGAAAAUUCGCCGUGAUUUCAGUCUUACCGAAUUUUAAUGAUGAAGAUAUUGUUGAAUUUAUAAGUUUAGGUUCUACCAAGAUUGGAUAUUUAGAUUUCUUUGCCGGAAAAACCCCAAAAGCAAGUUUGGGUUUAGAAAAGGGGUCAUUAAAGAAGAUGAGUGGGUUUAUUAAUUUAUUGACUGAGGUUUAUGAUACUCUUGGAGCUAAUUAUAGUGAAGUUUUGAAGACAACUAUUGAACCAUUGGUAUUUUGUUUAAUUUCGGCUCAGAAUAGAAUUGAAAGUAAUAUCCAAGAAGAUAAUGAUGCUGAACAAGAUGAUGAAGUGAGUGGAAAAGUGGCUAGAAAUGUUAGGAGUGGAGGUAUGAAAUGCUUAGGUGAAUUAUUCAAGAUUAUUGGUCCUAGUUUUGAUUGGAAUCCAUAUGUGAAUAUAAUCUAUGAACAUUUAAUCAUGCCAAGAUUGACUAAUUUCGCCGUUGAGAAUUUACAAUCUCCAAGUGCAUUAUUGGGAGUUAUGACUAAUUGGAUAAAUACUCCUAAUAGUUUAUGUUUCUUAUAUGUGGAUGAUUAUGCUCCUGUGAAGGCACUUUUGUCAAUACUUGCCAAAACUGAACUUGCGAAAGAAACUGUUGUUUCCAAAGUAUUAGAUUUCGUGAUUGCUGCCUUAAAAAGAAGUGAUGCAAUGGAUGAAGAUUAUUUUACAUUAUUGGCAAUUGUGGUGGAUUGUUUGCUUGGCAAUUUAUCAAAUAUAAUUGUGAAUAUCACUCAUAAGGAAGUUGGAUCCAAGGCUAUUCAAGCUUUGUUAUUAUUGAUUUCGGGGAAAUAUAUUGAUGAUCAAGAGACAAAAGCAAGUUUGAUCAAGAGUUUAACGUUAGCUUUAGAUAAGAAUAAUAAUCAAAUUGAUAUGGCAGAUAAAGCCAAUAUCUUAAUUUCUUUAUCCAGUUUAAUUGAGAAUUAUGAUUGUGAAUUCAAGGAUAUGGUGGGAUUAUAUCAAACUUGUUCUAAAUUAUUUAGAAUCUUCCUGGAUAGAAAGAUUAGAGAAACUUUAGUAGGUGUUCUUGUGGCCAUGGGAGCAAAAUUCGAUUAUAUCAAGGAGAUUUCUGUGAUUAUCCAUGAUUUGAAUGCUUAUUCUACUUCAAGAAUGCAAGAAUUGGAUUAUGAAACGAGAUUGGAUGCAUUCAAAUUAAUUAAUGAAGAGAAAUAUUCUACCUUUGAUGCAAUUCAAUGGACUCCGAUUGUUUACUGUGCUUUAUAUUUCAUAAAUGAUCCUGAAGAGUUGGCUAUUCGUGUGAAUGCAGGAUAUACAUUACGUAGAUUUAUUGAUUGUUAUUCCGGUAAAGAAACUGGAGAAUUAGCUCAACCAUAUAUCACCAUAUUGAAGAAUGUCAUAUUACCAAAUUUAAGAGUGGGGAUCAGAAAGGAUAAUGAAGAUAUUCAGAAUGAAUAUAUUGGAGUAUUAGAGCAUUUAGUUUCGAAAUCAAAUUGGUUUGUAGAUUUGAAAGAUAUGCAAGUUUUAACUUAUAAUGAUCAUGACGAGACUAAUUUCUUUAAGAAUGUGAAUCAUAUUCAAUUACAUCGUCGACAAAGAGCAAUUAAAAGAUUGGCUGAGCAUGGUAAGGAUUUAUCUGAUUCAAGUAUUGCUCAUUAUAUCUUACCCAUAAUUGAAAGAUAUGUCGUGUCAACUGACGAAAAGUUUACGAAUAUUGGAAUGGAAGCAUUGGACACUAUUGGAGUAUUGUUGAAAUAUAUCAAUUGGAAUCAAUAUCGUGCUAUAUUGAAAAGAUAUGUUGCUACUUUGAAAUCAAAUGAUCAAGAUGUAUUGAAAUAUAGAGUGAAUUUAGUAGUUGCCGUUUCGGAUGCAUUAGCAACUUCGAUUGAAAGUAAGAACAACGGUGAACCAAAUUAUAUCAAAUCCUUACCUUCAGCUCAAGAAGAUAUCGAUGAUUUUAUCCUUAAUGAAGCAUGUCCUUCCUUAUUAAAAAUCUUAAAUGUUCGUGAUGAUGAAACUAUUGUCAGUCGUGCUCCACUUGCAGAAGCAUUAACUAAUUUCAUAUUAUGUAUUACCAAGGAGAAGAUUGAUUCUGAAUUACCCAAGAUCUUAACCAGUACUUCACAAGUCAUGCGUUCUAGAUCGGAAGAAUUGAGAGAUGCAGUAAGAAAAACAUUAGGUAAGAUUGCUACUAGAUUAGGUUCACAUUAUUUACCAUUUAUCGUUCAGGAAUUAAAGGGUGCACUUUCUCGUGGAUCUCAAAUUCAUGUUUUGAGUUAUACUUUACAUUAUUUGUUAACUUGUUUGGCAAGUCGUAGUGGUGGGUUACAACAUGGUGAUUUAGAUUUAUCUAUUGAAUUAAUUAUUGAGAUUGUGAUGGAAGAUAUUUUUGGUGCUGCUGGUCAAGAAAAGGAUGCUGAAGGGUAUACUAGUAAAAUGAAAGAAGUUAAAUUUAAAAAGAGUUUUGAUACUACUGAAAUUUUAUCGGGAAAUAUUACAUUAAGUAAAUUUGGUGAUUUGAUUAAUCCAAUUAAAUUGAUCUUACUGGAGAAUAUCACUUAUAAAACCCAAACCAAAUUAGAUGAAUUACUUAGGAGAUUAUCAUUGGGGUUGAAUCAUAAUUCAGAAGCUUCAAAAGUAGAAAUCUUACAUCUUUGUUAUGAAAUCUACAUGUCUUCAACCGAGAAAGAACUACAACAGCAACAACCAAGAAAUGGACCAACUGCUAAAGAACAACAUUUCUUAACUACCCUUAAAAGAAUUACCAAGACUCAUGUUGAUAAUUCGAUCUUCAAACAUACAAUGCAAAGACUUUCAUUAGAAUUAUUACGUACUGCCAUCUCACGUCAUGAUAAUUUAUUAACCGUGGCUAAUCUUGAAGGAUUUGUUCCAUUAUUAGAUGAAUCAAUCCGUUCAGAAAAUGAUGCUGUUAUUGCCAGUGGACUCAAAAUCUUGAAUUCAAUUGUUAGAUUACCAUUUGGUGAAGAAUCCCAAAACGUAUUCAAGGCAUGUGCUCGUCGUUCAUUGGUGAUUAUCAAAGAUUCUCCUUCGACCAAUUCCGAUGUUUGUCAAGCGGCUUUGAAAUUCUUAGCUACAAUCAUUAGACAUAAUCCUGAUGUGAAUUUGAAAGAAACGGCAAUUAGUUAUGUCCUAACUAGAAUCCAACCGGAUUUGGAAGAACCUAAUAGACAAGGGCUUGCAUUCAAUUUCUUAAAAGCGGUAGUCAGUCAACAUAUUUUAAUCCCUGAAAUCUAUGAUUUAAUGAAUAAUGUUGCAAAAUUGAUGAUUGUGAAUCAUGCUAAAGAAAUCAGAGAUAUGUCACGUAGUGUCUAUUUCCAAUUCUUAAUGGAAUAUGAUCAAGGUCGUGGAAGAUUAGAGAAACAAUUUAAGUAUUUGGUUAAUAAUUUGACUUAUCCAACUGAAGAAGGAAGACAAUCAGUUAUGGAAUUGAUUCAUUUAAUUGUAAUGAAAGCAGGUGGGGAUUUAUUGGAGAAAUUAUCAAGUUCAUUCUUUGUCGCUUUGGCAAGUGUGUUGGUUUCUGACCUGGCUCACAAAUGUAGAGAAAUGGCUAGUGCUUUAAUUGGAUCUAUGUUCAAGAAACUUGAAGGUAAGACAACUAGUUUACAAAAUGUUGAGAAAUAUUGUAUGGCAUGGUUGAAACAAAAUUCAAAUCCAUUAUUGAAGAGAUGUGGAUUCAGUGUAUAUAAGAUCAUUGUGAAUGUUUUUGGAUUAGGUAAAUUUGAAGAAUUGGAUAAGAUUGCUCAUGAAAAUAUCUUGUUUGUGAUUAAUUCAGCUAAGAAUACUGAAGAUAAUGGUGGUGGUGAUGUUGAAUGGGAAUUAUUAUAUUCUGCACUUUCAACAUUUAGUGCAAUUGCGUCAUCGACAAAGGAAAAGAUCUUGGGUGAACAAUAUGGUAGUAUUUGGCAUUCAUUGGUUGAAAUUAUGUUAUUUCCUCACUCUUGGGUUAGAUUAUUGUCUUCUAGAUUAGUAGCUAUUUUGUUGACCAAUUUAGAUGAUUUGGGAUUUGAAGUUUCUGGAUUUGAAGUACAAACUAUUGCGUUUAGAUUGAUUCAUCAAUUAAGGGCUCCUGGAAUAACUGAAGAUUUGGGAUUACAAGUCACAAAGAAUUUGGUUAUGAUUGCUAUGAGAUGGGAAACUAAUGGAACCAAAUUGGAAAUCAAUGAUGAAGAGGAAGAAGAAGAAGGUGACAGUAAGAGGGAUACCUAUGCUAAUGAUUACUUACUUAGAAGAAUUUGUGGUAUUAUUAAACAAGAAAGUCUUCAAUCAAUUACUUCCAAAAAGGCAUGUAUCAAAUUAGCAGCCAUGUUCAUUCAAUUUACUACUGAAGAAAGAUUACAUCAAGUUUCAGAAAUGAUUAUUGGGGCAUUAUAUAAUUUCACUGAUGCAGAAUAUUCUAAAUCACUUACUGAUGAAGAAUUGACUAGUUUGAGUUUGGAAAGUCUUGAAUUAAUUCAACAAAAGAUUGGUACUACUGAAUAUACUAAGAUUUAUGCACAAGUUCAAAGAAGUGUUAGUUUAAGAAGACAAGAGAGAAGAGCCAAACGUGCACAAUUGGCAGUUUCACUUCCUGAUGCAGCAGCAAAGAGGAAAUUAAGGAAACAUGAAAGAUUUAGAGAGAAACGUAAGCAUGAAAAGGAUAUUAAUGGAUUUUAUAAGAGUAAGAAGAAGAGAGUUUAA
Molecule: messenger RNA, 7608 nt
Organism: Hemisphaericaspora subhashii
Lineage: Eukaryota; Fungi; Ascomycota; Pichiomycetes; Serinales; Debaryomycetaceae
Gene: UTP20
Product: Utp20p
Exons: 1
Coding region: 1-7608 (2535 amino acids)
Cellular component (GO): small-subunit processome; nucleolus; 90S preribosome
Source: RefSeq, a predicted model, not a curated record